Messenger RNA from Scatophagus argus, 2494 nucleotides. Its product is annotated as D(1)-like dopamine receptor. Gene Ontology annotation, biological process: adenylate cyclase-activating adrenergic receptor signaling pathway. The coding region runs from base 770 to 2269 and encodes 499 amino acids. Gene Ontology annotation, cellular component: membrane. Lineage: Eukaryota; Metazoa; Chordata; Actinopteri; Scatophagidae. Gene Ontology annotation, molecular function: G protein-coupled receptor activity. The record is from RefSeq and is a predicted model, not a curated record. The transcript has a single exon.
CAGAGCAGUUUAACAUGUGGACGUGAGGUGAGGAGACACUGGACGCUGGACAAAGUCUGCAGACACGACAUGUUCAGUCUGCGAAAACCAGACAAAAAGUAACAGCGUCAUCAUUUUAAAUUUCUGUUCUGUUUGCUUGACUGUUUUCAGAUUUAAAUCUCUGCUUCAGCUAAUGCAGACCUUGCACGCACUUACGGUAAUCGGUCUGCUUUGUUAAUGUUGUCUCAUUACCUGCAGUCAGAUUACCGUAAUGACCUCAGGAGUCUUUGGUUUGUUUCUCACUCAAACGCAGCAGUUAUUUCUGAAAUUCGGACGCCAGCUUUGAACUUGCAGCUCUUCCCUCGACUGGAAGCAGAAACGCUCCGCGCUGACGGUAAUCUGUUACCUGAGCCGAGGAGGUAACGAGCCCGCAGCGGCGUCCACCUGACUGACAGUCUGAGCGCGUCACACUGAGAGGAGAGUCCACUGUGAGUCACACCGGGACGGAGACGUUUGUCCACCCUGUGGAGACGGAGACGCUGAACUUCGUCAGGAUGCGUUAGUGUGCAUGUGUUACUGCAGUUUUUAAUCUUUACUCUGUCGUUUCUCAGGAUAAAAACCGCGCCUGUGCGCUGUGAGCAUCUCACGCAGCUGAUAAUCUCUUUUCACUGAACAGUCAGCUUCUCUUCCAUGUUCUGUAGUUCUCUGUGGGAUCAGAGGAUGGUGAAGAGGAGCGCUCUUACAUGUGGACGUUAAUUAGCUGCUCAGAUCGCACCGUGUGGGGGCAACAAUGGAAAACUACACAGCGUGGAGUAAUUUCACCCAAGUUCUGUCGGAGCUGGACGGCGCGGGCAGCGAGGAGGACGACGAGGACGAGGAAGGCGGGAGCGCAGGGGGCAGCGGCGGGCUGCGCGUCCUCGUCGGCUGCGUCCUCUUCCUGCUCAUCGUGUCCACGCUGCUCGGGAACACGCUGGUGUGCGUCGCCGUGAUCCGUUUCCGCCACCUGCGCUCCAAAGUUACCAACUUCUUCGUCAUCUCGCUGGCCGUGUCAGACCUGUUCGUGGCCGUGCUGGUGAUGCCCUGGGAGGCCAUCACGGAGGUGACCGGCACGUGGCUGUUCGGACGGUUUUGCGAGGUCUGGAUCGCCUUUGACAUCAUGUGCUCCACAGCGUCCAUCUUGAACCUGUGCAUAAUCAGCGUGGACCGCUACUGGGCCAUCGCCAGCCCGUUCAAGUAUGAGCGGAAGAUGACUCACAGGGUCGCGUUCGUCAUGAUCGGGGUGGCGUGGACGCUGUCGAUUCUGAUCUCCUUCAUCCCAGUGCAACUCAACUGGCAUCAGGCCGGAGAGGAGGAGGAGGAGGAGGAGGAAGAGGUGAGGCACGAGGUGGUGAAAAUGGUGGCCUCCAGUGGUGGGAACUUCACCAACAGCAGCAACCUCAACACCAGCGCCAUCGCUGAGAGUUGUGUGGCCAACCUGAACAAAACCUACGCCAUCUCCUCCUCCCUGAUCAGCUUCUACAUCCCGGUGGUGAUCAUGAUCGCCACCUACACCCGCAUCUACAGGAUCGCUCAGACCCAAAUCCGUCGGAUCACGUCACUGGAGAGGGCGGCAGAGCAGGCGCAGAAUCAAGGCCACGGUGUGAGCCGGAACCAGCACCAGCAGCACAGACCCAACGACGAAGCUUCCCUGAAGUCGUCCUUUAAGAAGGAAACCAAAGUCCUGAAGACGCUCUCCAUCAUCAUGGGGGUGUUUGUCUUCUGCUGGCUGCCGUUCUUUGUCCUCAACUGCACCGUCCCAUUCUGUGACCCGCCGUGUGUCAGCGACACCACCUUCACCGUCUUCGUCUGGUUCGGCUGGGCCAACUCCUCUCUCAACCCAGUCAUAUACGCAUUCAACGCAGAUUUCCGCCGGGCCUUCACCACCAUUCUGGGCUGCAACCAAAUCUGCUCAAACAACACGGUGGAAGCUGUGAACUUCAGCGACGAGCUCGUCUCCUACCACCAUGACACAACGCUGCACAAGGAGGCGCUGGUCCCCGUGCAACCGCAGCAACAUCCUCGCAACAUUAAUGUGGGGUCCGACCACCUGGAGGACAUGAGCACUCACUUUGAUGAGGAGUCCAUCAUCUCCAAUGGUUCCCAGAGCCACAACAGACUCCUGCUGCUUCCUGCCAACGUCCAGCUCGAGGACGACCCGGAAAUCUCCUUGGAAACGAUCACGCCGUUCACCUCAGUGGCGAGGCUUGAGAGCGAUGCCCUGAUACCAGGACAAGUCCAUCAGGAUGGAUGAGCCAGAAACUGAACUGAGUGAACUGACCGCCACAACCAAACAGGAAGUUAGUCUGUGUCACCUUCAAAAUAACAGCAUAAAACACCAGAGACUUGACUGUAUAUUAUUAUGUUUGCACUUAUUUAAAUAGAAGCAGACUUAGUUGUGAGCCUCACUUGACACAGUAACUGCUUAGGAAAACAAGAAUGCUUUGUUAGACAUUAAAUGUGAUUUAUUACACUUAAC